Nomia melanderi (Alkali bee) is the source of this 918-nucleotide messenger RNA. Its product is annotated as heat shock transcription factor, Y-linked. Gene Ontology annotation, molecular function: DNA-binding transcription factor activity; sequence-specific DNA binding. The record is from RefSeq and is a predicted model, not a curated record. Gene Ontology annotation, biological process: regulation of DNA-templated transcription. Lineage: Eukaryota; Metazoa; Arthropoda; Insecta; Hymenoptera; Halictidae.
CGCGCUUCGGCGAUUCUAGAACAAGAAAUAUUGUUGCCGUGAUACGAUAGUAUUUUGUUCGAUCAAAUGAUACACGAUCAGAUCCGCGAAAAUAUAGAGAAAGCCGUAGUGUUUCAGUUUCGAUCGGCGUUUCAGCGGGCACGAUUAAAAAAAAUCCACUAGGGUCUCGAGACUGAAGACAUGUACGACGACUGCAUGUUUCUGUCGUUGCGAUUCCCGCAGAAACUCUGGCGGAUCGUGAACGAGUACAAAAGCGACGCAGUCCGAUGGAGCCUGAGCGGCACCACUAUCCUCCUCGAUUACAAGAAAUUCCAGGAACAGUACCUCGACCCGGGCAAUUCCAUCUUCAAAACGAAGAAUAUCACCAGCUUCAUUAGACAGCUGAAUUUAUACGGGUUCCGGAAAGUGACGUCGCACAAUCGGGACCCGAUUUGCAAUGCAUACAAUCCAGAUGUUCACGAGUUUUUGCACGGGAACUUCCGUAUCGGCCGGCCAGACCUUUUGUCGAGGGUGUACCGUAAAACUCCUGAAAAAUUGAGGCAUCGUCAACGAAUCGGCUCGAAAGGUAGCCCGGAAUCAACAACAACCAACAAGAACUUCGAACACGAGUCACGAUUGCACAUGUGUCGGUUGGCGUUAACGAAAGCCUUGGAACAAGUACGGCGGGAAUAUCAACGAACACAUCAUUUAACGAGAAAUAUAGAUUUUUUAAAUGAUCCAGCAAUUUCUCACGAAAAAGUAUUUGCCUUUAAUCUAUACCCUACUGAAAGUCAUGACGGCAAAGUAGAAUGGAUUGGUAGAAAUCCGAUAUCAAUUGCUUCGAAACGGAACAACGCAAACGGACAUGCAAGUUAUAACUGGUGUGUAUAUGAAGUGAACAAAUCUUAUGAAAAAGAAUAAUAAUACAUCUAUGUUAAA